UCGUAUAUGUCACUAGUUUUGUUUAAUGGCUCCAACGUUUCCUUAAAUAUACUGUGAUUCUUUCUUGCCAUUGUUCCGGCCGGUAAACGUUUUCAGCUCCUUUUCUUUUCCGAACUGCCAAAGCUGUACAGCUGCUGCUGUUCUCCUCUUUCUACAGACUGUGGGAGGUCGCGGGGCGGACUGUGGAAGGCAGGGGGCGUGGUCUCGGUUUAUUGCGCACGCGCGUUGGUGGACUCUCGGUUCUCCAAACAGCCACGUCAUUCGGGCGAGGCGACGGAAACAGAAGUCACCCUGUUGUCUCGCAUUGUGCGGUGCAGGAGACGGGAGGUGAUUGCCGACUGAGCGAAGCAGGAGACUGAAUCAGUUUAGAAAUAACACCAUCGCCGAGAGACAGUGGAGAGAGAGAAAAAGCUGCAGUUUACUGAACCAUCCAGAUGGAUAUAAAAGAGGAGAUGUGUGAGGUUGACCUAAAUGUCAUGGAGACAAGGAUCAUAAAUGUUAAGGAGGAGGACUGUGAAUGGGAGCCUGUCCACCCUAAACAGGAGAGUCUGGGAAUUAAGGAAGAGGAGGAGGACUGUGAAUUCUGGUCAGUGGCCAUUAAAGAAGAGCCUGAAGAGAACUCUGUCAACAGUGUGACUGACAUCCUCACAAGUGUGGAGGGCAUUAAGGAAGACACCCAUCAUUAUGGAUAUCAAGAUGAUGCAGCGACCACGUUAGCCUCUUAUCAAAGCACACACUUUUCAUCUCCAGAGUCUUCUAUCAAUGUGAAGUCUGAAUCAUCACUGUCUGACACAGAAGAGAGUGAAGAAACUCUAGAAGAUCAGCCGCUUUCAGAGAAAUCUGGAACAGGAAUCAAAAAUAGCUACUCAACUGAAUCUGAAAAACAAAUCUGUGACAAGAGCACACUUGGGACCAUUCUCAUGGGAGAGAAGCCAUAUAGCUGUUCUGAAUGUGGCAAACGGUUUUCACAACGAGGGCAUCUUCAGAACCACAAAAGAAUUCACACCGGGGAGAAACCAUAUUCCUGUAAUGAAUGUGGCCGACAUUUUUCACAAAGAAGCAACCUUAAGAGCCACAAAAUGAUUCACAAUGGAGAGAAGUCAUAUUGCUGUGAUGAAUGUGGCAAACAGUUUUCACGAAGAGGAUCUCUUGAGACCCACAAAAGAAUUCACACCGGGGAGAAGCCGUAUUGCUGUUCCGAAUGUGGCAAGCAGUUUUCACAAGGAAGCUACCUUCAGAGACACAAAAUAUGUCACAUGGGGGAGAAGCCAUUUCGCUGUUCUGAGUGUGGCAAACAGUUUUCACAAAGAGGCCAUCUUCAGACCCACAAAAUAAUCCACACUGGGGAAAAGCCCUAUUCCUGUAUUGAAUGUGGCAAACAAUUCUCACAAAGAAGCUGCCUUCAGCGACACCGAAGAAUUCACACAGAUGAGAAGCCAUAUUGUUGUUCUGAAUGUGGGAAACUCUUUUCGAAUGGAAGGUACCUUAAGAGACACAAAAUAAGUCACAUGAGGGAGAGGCCAUUUCACUGUAAUGAUUGUGGCAAACAGUUUUUACAAAGAGGCCAACUUCUCUCACACAAAUUACUUCACCUAGUGGAGAAGCCAUAGUGGUGUUCUGAAUGUGAUUGUGCCACUUGUGCUGAACCAACAAACCAAAAAAAAAAAAAA
Messenger RNA from Polypterus senegalus (gray bichir), 1670 nucleotides. Its product is annotated as zinc finger protein 239-like. The record is from RefSeq and is a predicted model, not a curated record. Gene Ontology annotation, biological process: regulation of transcription by RNA polymerase II. Gene Ontology annotation, cellular component: nucleus. The transcript is spliced from 3 exons. NCBI's taxonomy places the organism in Eukaryota, Metazoa, Chordata, Cladistia, Polypteriformes, Polypteridae. Bases 435 to 1610 code for a protein of 391 amino acids. Gene Ontology annotation, molecular function: RNA polymerase II cis-regulatory region sequence-specific DNA binding; DNA-binding transcription factor activity, RNA polymerase II-specific.